ACCAUCAUUCCACGAGCAGAUCGACACGACUGGGAAGAAAAGAGCUUCGCUCGACAAGUUUAGGACCAACCAACCAACGAUGAAGAGUGGCACGCUGGUGGCGAUCCUACUUCUCCAGACCGUCGUGGUCAUGGGGAUCCUCGCACACUCACAGGCCGCGGACGCGGACGACGAUUUCCCCAAGUGCUGCGACCACUGCAACUCCUGGUCGGGGGCCCAAUUCUGCGACGACGUGGGCCCCAGGUGCCGCGACGGCUGCGUCAAUUGUCGCGUGGUGCAGACGCGCCCCGUGAAGACGUUCCGGUGUGGAGAUGGACGCUCCGCCUUCCCGUACAUUCCCUGCCCGCCGCCGUGCAAAAACAACUGAUCGCUCCACCUCAUCACACGGUGAGAUCGAUGUCGGGCCGGAAAAUACUCCCUUCAUUCCUAAAUAUUUGUCUUUCUAGACA
Triticum urartu is the source of this 449-nucleotide messenger RNA. NCBI's taxonomy places the organism in Eukaryota, Viridiplantae, Streptophyta, Magnoliopsida, Poales, Poaceae. The record is from RefSeq and is a predicted model, not a curated record.